AUGACCAGAGCGUUUUCCCAUGACACUAGCGUCUGCUGCCUGUCACUGGUCACGUCAUAUUCUAGGGACGAUCGUCUCACCGCCUGCUUGCACGCGUGUCGGAACCGCCACCUGCCAGGCUCUCAUUCGCUGCCUGGCCUGCUCCACCGGUUUGGAUACGCCGCCAUCGCGAUGGCUCAAACCGCUCUUAUGCUCCUCCCGCGUCGCCGUUCGCAGGCCACUGCCCACACGGCAGCAGAUAUUGUGGCAGAGACAGCCGAUAUCAUUUCGCAUCGGUCGCGCGCCAACGACAUGUCGCCCGACAGUCCCCCGUCCACAUCCGCCCUCUGCCGCCCGCUUCGUGCCAUCGAAGAUGGCGGGCACGAGAGUGAGGGGGCAGGCGGGCGGCGCGCGGGCGAGCGGCGGUGGCGGUGGCGCGCGCGAUGGCGCGAGGCGGCGGUGGCGGGGGCGCGGCCGCAGGAGCGAUGGGGGCACUCCGCCGUGGCGUGGGAUGGCAAGCUGAUCGUGUUCGGGGUGAGCGGAGGCACGCGGGCGAGUGGAGGUGAGAAGCCGUGCUGCAGUGGCAGUGGAGAGUUUGCCGUGGCAGCAUGUGUUGCCGCCGCUGCGUGCGUUGAGGGCUGUUUCGGAGCGCAGCACUUCUCCACCGUGCUGUCGCUCGACCUCACCACGCUCGCCUGGGCGCCCCUGUCGGCGCACGGCCAUCUGCCGCCGCCCUGCGACUGCCACUCCGCCUCGCUGCUCUCCCGCGGCCGCAUGCUCGUCUUCGGCGGCACCGACGGCCGCCGCCGCCUCGCCGCCACGCACCUGCUGCACCUGCCCUCCAAGCGGUGGCAACGCGUGGGGGGAGGGGCGGCAGGGGAGAGGAGUGCGCGCUGUGUGCUGGGUGGGAGUGUGAGUGAGGUGGGUGGUGCGAUCGAGGAGGGGGGAGUGGAGAGGAGUGAGGUGCGAGAAGGCGGCGAGAGAGGGCAGCAGGGGGCUGGGGAGGUGGAGAGUGGUGUGAGCUGCGUGGACGAGGCGGGGGUGACAGCGAGGCAGGGGGGGGAGGGGGGCAGAGGGAAGGAGGCGGCAGGUGGAGAGGCGGGGCAGCGACGGGUCGCACGUGUCGAGCAGCAGCGUGGUGGUGCGGCACGGAGAGGGUGGAGGAGGAAAGGAGGAGGGGAUGCGGUGGAGUGGCGAGAGACUGUGCUGGUGUUUGGCGGCAGUGGGGAUGAGGAGGGCGGCGAUGGUGCGGAUGGUAAGGAAGGCAUGGACGGGUGGAGGGGAGGGGAGCAGAGAGACGGGGGAGGAGAGGGAGGCAGCAUGAGCGAGGGGGGGCGGCAAGGGGCGGCAGGGGAGUGCCCCCCCUGUGCGCGCGACAGCCACAGCAUGGUGGUGAUGGGCGGGGCGCACGAGCAGCAGGUGGCGGUGGUGUUCGGCGGCGACUGUGGCGCGCGCUACCCUCGGCGACCUGCACCUGCUGCACGUCCACCACCUCUCCUGGUGCCACGUGCGUACCCAUUGGGCAACGGGUGUGAGGGGGUGUGCUGUGAGGGGGUGUGCUGUGGGGUGGGGGGGUGUGCUGUGGGGGUGGGGGGGUGUGCUGUGAGAGGUUACCCGUGGAGCAUAUCAGUGGUGGGGUGGGGGUGGUAUACGUGGGGAUACCAGCACCGGCGGGAGCGCAGUGGCCGGCGCCACGGGCAGCCCACAGUGCGGUGGCCGUCACAGCCUGGCAGGUGGAUGCUGCUGCUGGGAGGGGUGGGCGACGGUGGCUACUUCAGUGACACGUGGCUCUUUGACCUGCCCUCUGCCACGUGGCACCAGCUGCAUCCACCAAUAACAGCCGGUCCUGCCAUGCUGGCAUCGGACAAUUCGAUGGUGGAGCACCUGGAAGCAGAGGAAGCGUCGGCAGCAGCAGCGGAGGCAUGGGCUGCGGGGGAGGAGGACGGGCAGCAGCUGCGGGCGUGCUUCUCCCACUCGGCCACCCUGCUGCCCGACGGCUGCACCGUCGCACUCUUUGGCGGCUGUGGGCGCGACGAGCAGCCGUGCAGCGACGUCAUGCUGCUGCACCUGCAAUGCCCUGUGAGCACCCACCCUCGCCUGCACCUGCAAUGCCCUGUGAGCACCCACCCUCGCCUGCACCUGCAAUGCCCUGUGAGCACCCACCCUUGCCUGCACCUGCAAUGCCCUGUGAGCACCCACCCUCGCCUGCACCUGCAAUGCCCUGUGAGCACCCACCCUCGCCUGCACCUGCAAUGCCCUGUGAGCACCCACCCUCGCCUGCACCUGCAAUGCCCUGUGAGCACCCACCCUUGCCUGCACCUGCAAUGCCCUGUGAGCACCCACCCUCGCCUGCACCUGCAAUGCCCUGCCGCCAGUCCUUCCCCUCGCUGUGCGCGCCCCCUCUCCUCCGCCUCUCUGCCCGCCCCUGCUGCUGCGCGCACGGGGCGCGAGGAGGAAAAGGGCAACGGAGCAGGGGCGGUGGAGCAAGGAGACAGAGCUGUGGGCGUGGAAGAGCAGGGGGGGAUGGCAGAGGGGAGGUGGCGGGAGGGAGGAGAGGCGAUGGAGUGGAGGGCGGUGUGGGAGGGAGGAGGGGAGGAGGAGGCGGAGGUGGGCAGGCAGCGGAUAGGCGAAGACAGGAGCUUUCUUGACGAGCUGGCGGGCAUUCUCAACGACGAUGCGCCCUGCACGUCACAUCCAGCAGCCACCAUCCGCGGUACCUCCCUUCUGCACCUGAUUCCUGCCUCCAUCUCAAGGGGUGGGCAGAGCAUCGACCAAGCAGCACAAGCGCGAGGUGCAGCAGCAGAGAGGGGGCAGCAGGGAAGGGCGAGGGGGCGGCCGCGGCGCUACGUGGUGUCGGAGGCGGGCGAGCGCAUGGUGAGCGCAGCACUGCAAGCCCGGCACGCCGGCGGAGGAGGGGAGGUGGACGGGGGUGAAGCGAAGAGAACAGGCAGUACGGUGGUAGACAGUCCUGGUACGGAUGGGGAUGGUGGUGAAGAGGAGGGGGCAGCGGAGGCAGACAUGGGAAGAGAAGGUGCAGGCACAAUAGGUGGCGCCACCUUGAGUGGUGGCAGUCGGCCCAAGCUGCAGCCGAAACGAGCAGCCAGUGGAGGCAUGGCGCGGGGCAGUGAGGUGCGCGGGAUGAGCGCGGCGGCAGGGAGGGGCGCGGUGGAGUUGUCACCAUUCCACCAUGACAUGGCGCAUGGAACUCUGCCCGCUGCCUGUCCUUCUGCUGCUGCUCACGAGGGGCAUGUGUCGCUGCCUGCAUGGCAGCAGCCGUGUGGCAUGACAUGGCAGCAAGGGAAUGUUCUUGGUGCUGCAGAUGCCGCUGCUGUCAUUCCUGCCACUCUCCCUCUCUCCAUGCUGCCUGCCCUCCAAGCCACACCCUCCUCUGCCCCGCAGCAGCCCCGUGUGUCAGAGGCCGCCCCUCCCAGGCAGCACCUCGCCGUGCCGUCGUCCCUGGCAGCGCGGCCCCUCAUUGCGCUGCACGCCCGCCCCGUGGGCCAUGCCCAAUCGCACAGCGCAGCAAAGCAUCCCAGGGGAGGGGAGGGGGCGAGGGGGGAUGGCAGGGGUGAGGCAUGCAAGGGUGGUGGGGAGGGAGGCGGAGGUGGCGGGGAGGCGAUGGAGGCGGGGAUGGGAGGGGGGGGUGGCGGGGUGCAGGGCGGAGAGGGCGGCACUGCCCACGCGCACCUGCUGCACCUCGGCAUCGGCCGUGUCGUGCGCUGCCCUGUGAGCCUCUGCCUGCCCUCCUCUGCCUGCCCUGUGAGCCUCUGCCUGCCCUAUAGUGCACCUCCACCAUCCCACUCGCUCCUGUGCUGCCCUCCUGUGCUCACGGCCUUCCACCACUGCCACUUGCCCUGUCCUCUCCUCUGCUGUGCUGGCCAGCCCGGGGCAUCACUGGCAGUGCGCGUGGACGGGGUGUUUGACGGCGGUGUCACGCUCGCAGCGCAAGUCGGCGCCCACACGCUCUCCGGUGUGCUGCUCGCCCCGCCUGCUGUGAGUCCCACUGCCCCCCCCUGCUGUGAGUCCCACUGCCCCCCCUGCUGUGAGUCCCACUGCCCCCCCUGCUGUGAGUCCCACUGCCCCCCUGCUGUGAGUCCCACUGCCCCACCUGCUGUGAGUCCCACUGCCCCCCCUGCUGUGAGUCCCACUGCCCCCCCUGCUGUGAGUCCCACUGCCCCCCCUGCUGUGAGUCCCACUGCCCCCCCCUGCUGUGAGUCCCACUGCCCCCCCUGCUGCACUGACCCUGGUGGCGGCAGUGGCGAUGGCUCCCUGCUACCAUCAGCAGUGGCAGCAGCAGCAGCUUCAUGCAGUGUGUCGGCCCAUUCCACCCCGCAAGCCGCAUCGGCUGACGCACACUCCGAGCAGCCUGGUGGUGGCGGGGGGAGGAAGCGGCAGGGCGCGGCCGGUAGAGGCGGAGGGAGGGGGCGGGGGAGGCAUGGGGGCCGGGGGAAGAGGGCGAAGCACAGUGGGGGUGAGGCGGGGGCAGGCGAGGCGGGUAUGGCGAAGGCAGGUGGGGAGGCAAUGCGGAGCAAAUCAAAAGCCAGGACAAGGAAGGGGCAGAUGGGGGGAGAGGGCAGGUGGGCAGGGGGAGGCGUGAGGGAAGGGGAUAGAGGGGAGGAGAUAGUAAAGCAGGGGGCAAUGGGGGAAGUGUGCGGGGAGGUGAGGGCGUGGGAGGCAGGAGAGGAGCGUCAAGGCAUGGAGGUGGUGAGAGGGGGAGAGGCGGGGGGAGGAGAGGGGAAAGAUGGCAUGCAAGGUGGUGAGUGGAAGCGAGCGCGCGAGCACCCUGAAAGUGUGGCUCGGUACGGCUGCGAGAUGCAAGGGGACAGCGCAGAGCAGCAGCGGGCAGCAGGGAACGUGAGUGUGCUUGCAGGAUAUGCUGUGACACACGGAGGAGGAGGAGGAGGAGGAGGAGGAGGAGGAGGAGGAGGAGGAGGAGGAGGAGGAGGAGGAGGAGGAGGAGGAGGAGGAGGAGGAGGAGGAGGAGGAAGAGUGGGGCCAAGUGGGGAGAGCAUGAACAAAGGGGAGGGCAUGAAGGAAGGCGAGUGGGAUGAGGAGGUGUCAGCGCCCUCUUGCCGCUCACGACCACCCGUGGCAGUGCCGACCUUGUGGCUCACGGCAUGUGCGGCAUGGAGCAGUGGAUGGCAGAGCUGCAGGGCACACCGGGGCAUGGCGAGGGGCAUGGCGAGGGGCAUGGCGAGGGGCAUGGCGAGGGGCAUGGCGAGGGACAUGGCGAGGGCAUGGCCGCGGCAUGGCGAGGGGCAUGGCGAGGGGCAUGGCGAGGGGCAUGGCGAGGGGCACAGAGGAGAGCAGGUGACAGGAGGGGCGCAGCAUCCUCCGGCUGCGGCUGGUGGCAACGCUGGCAGCUCGCUGCCCAGCCUGGCGGCGCACCCACCCUCUCAUGGCCACCUGUCACCGGGAUUGCAUGAGUGGGGCGACUGCACAGGUGGCAGCGGCAGUGGCAGUGGCAGUGGCGAGUGGCAGCUGAUUGCGUCGCCUCCCUCCCCCCUCCACCUCAUCGGCCUGGACUCCUCCCUCCACUCGCCCUCGCUCCACCCUCACUCACACGUCGCCUCUCACACGUCCCCCUCCACCCCUCCCUCACUGCAUCUGCCCCCCCUGUCCCUGCCACCGCUCCUGCUGCCGCCCCUCCACCUGCCCGCCCUGCCCUCAUGCGACCACGUGGGGUCGUCCCCCGCGCCCCCCACGCCCCACGGCAGCCGCCUCUCCCACUGCAGCACACCCGCCCAGCACACAGAGGCAGGCAUGGGUGGGGCGCAGGGUCAACGGGAGGCUGGGGAAGGUGCAAGUGGAGUUGCACUGAGCAAUGGAGAUGGGAGGGGUGUGCUUGACGGUGAAUGGAGAUGGGAGGGGUGUGCUUGA
Closterium sp. NIES-65 is the source of this 5859-nucleotide messenger RNA. NCBI's taxonomy places the organism in Eukaryota, Viridiplantae, Streptophyta, Zygnematophyceae, Desmidiales, Closteriaceae. The record is from the annotation of a GenBank genome assembly.